Nannospalax galili (Upper Galilee mountains blind mole rat) is the source of this 2296-nucleotide messenger RNA. It is a transcript of the gene B4galt6, whose product is annotated as beta-1,4-galactosyltransferase 6. The coding region runs from base 326 to 1474 and encodes 382 amino acids. Lineage: Eukaryota; Metazoa; Chordata; Mammalia; Rodentia; Spalacidae. The transcript is spliced from 9 exons. The record is from RefSeq and is a predicted model, not a curated record. Gene Ontology annotation, biological process: carbohydrate metabolic process; glycosphingolipid biosynthetic process. Gene Ontology annotation, molecular function: UDP-galactose:glucosylceramide beta-1,4-galactosyltransferase activity.
CUUCCCGCGGCUCGCGCGCUAGAGCCCCGCGGGCACCUCAGGGCGGGCACCCACGGUGGACACUCCACGGCCUGGCCCUCGAUCUCCGCUCUCGGCCCCGGAUCCGCCGCCCGGGCGCUGCAGCCUGCGGGCCGCGCUCCGCAUCGCGCUGCGGCCGCCGGCCGGGCCUCCGCACCCUUCCCCCGCUCUCCGGCCUCCCAUUCAUUGCAUCCGCUUCCCCUUCCCGGCUCCAGCCUCCCCGGGCUUCCCCCGCACAUCCAUGGAAGUUUAGGGCCUGGACUGCGGCCGGGAGAGCGCACUCGCGCCGCUGCCGCCCGGAGGGAAGAUGUCCGUGCUCGCGCGGUUGAUGCGCGUCUCCAAUCGCUCGCUCCUCGCCUUCAUCUUCUUCUUCUCCCUGUCCACGUCCUGUCUCUACUUCAUCUACGUGGCUCCCGGCAUCGCCAACACGUAUCUCUUUAUGGUACAAGCUCGAGGUAUCAUGCUGAGAGAAAAUGUGAAAACAAUUGGACACAUGAUCAGGCUGUAUACAAAUAAAAACACCACCUUCAAUGGGACAGAUUAUCCUGAAGGCAACAAUUCCAGUGACUAUCUUGUCCAAACUACAACAUAUCUUCCAGAAAACUUCACGUAUUCACCACACCUCCCCUGCCCAGAGAAACUACCUUAUAUGCGAGGAUUCCUAAGUGUCAACGUGAGUGAAGUCAGUUUUGCUGAAGUUCAUCGGCUCUUCUCCAAGGACUUAGAGAUUGAGCCAGGAGGCCACUGGAGGCCCAAAGAUUGUAAACCCAGAUGGAAGGUGGCAGUCCUCAUCCCUUUCCGAAAUCGCCACGAACAUCUUCCAAUUUUCUUCCUGCACCUGAUCCCCAUGCUCAAGAAACAGCGGCUAGAAUUUGCUUUUUAUGUCAUUGAGCAGACUGGCACACAACCGUUUAAUCGUGCGAUGCUCUUCAAUGUGGGCUUCAAAGAGGCCAUGAAAGACAGUGUCUGGGACUGCGUGAUCUUCCAUGAUGUGGAUCAUCUGCCUGAAAAUGACCGGAACUAUUAUGGAUGUGGAGAGAUGCCUCGUCACUUCGCAGCGAAGCUAGACAAGUACAUGUACAUUCUUCCAUAUAAGGAGUUCUUCGGUGGGGUGAGUGGACUGACUGUGGAACAGUUUCGGAAGAUCAACGGCUUUCCCAAUGCCUUCUGGGGCUGGGGAGGGGAAGAUGAUGACCUCUGGAACAGAGUUCACUAUGCUGGCUAUAAUGUAACCAGGCCAGAGGGUGACUUGGGAAAGUACACAUCUAUUCCUCAUCACCACCGGGGGGAAGUUCAGUUUUUAGGACGGUAUAAAUUACUAAGGUAUUCCAAGGAGCGUCAGUACAUUGAUGGGUUGAACAAUUUAUUAUACACACCAAAAAUACUGGUUGAUAGGUUGUAUACAAACAUAUCUGUAAACCUCAUGCCAGAGCUAGCUCCGAUCGAAGACUAUUAGGUGGACAGGUGCUGGAUUGUGGACAUGGACUACCCUCUUCUGGAGACCAGCGAAGAUGGUGUUCAUCAGAGAACAUCACCAGCGAGUGAUGUUCUCAGUGGCCUGAUCUGUGAGGAGAGCCAGCAGCCCACAGUAUUCCUAGUGUGAAACUCCGAAGGUCACCUCUCCUGCUCUCUCUACUUGGGGGUGACCUCCACCUCAAGCAGUAUAGAAACGAGAGACCAUUGCUUGAUACUGGCAGUUGAGAGAGCUCCCCACAAAGAGAAGAUUUUUAUACUCAAAUCUAUAAUUUAAUUCAAGAGAAUGCUUUUAUUUCCGUUCAAACAUAUUUUGUACAUAUGUGAUAUAAAUUAAUGUGUUUAAAUUGUGGAAAAAUAAGAAGUGUGGCAGUUUUGCAUGUAAUUGGUUAUGCCUUCAUUGGACUUUUAUAGACAUUUUUUUAUUUGCAUGGGGGAUAAAAAACCACUGUAAAUUUUAUGUCACCAGACAAAGGAUAACCCUUGUGUGAAAGGAAGGGACUGUCAAUAAUUGACAGAUCCAAUGCAGAACUGUUAUACUAGGGCUGGGCCUCAGACCUUCAGCCUCACGCAGGAAAGGCACAGCAUUCCGAGGACUUUAAAGGGAACGAGCAAAGGACCCCCCGCUCUGCCUGCCACGACUACCUGUUGCUUCCCUUGCGUGCAGUCUCAUCAGAUGUUGCCGAGUCCCAGCCAUAUUGUUUAUGCAUACUGCAUGGGUAUUACCAAGAAAAUCUUCCAGGUGUGACGUGACAUGCUACCCGACCUCGUGUGUGCUGUCUCAUGUACCUCUGGCAUCAGGGAU